GAGCGGUCUGUUUCUAGGUGUCUAGCAACAGCUAUCAGCCCAGACAGCCGGCGGCAACGGGAGCGGUAUUUCUCGGUGUGUCUUUCCACGAUUAUUCGCUGCUGGGUAUUCAUAAUUAAUAGUCAAUUGGCUGAAAAUAGUGAAAGAAACAACCCUGACCCCUGCACAGAGAUAUGAGCGGCAGCGGGCGGCCCAGGACCAGCUCGUUUGCUGAGCCGCUAGGUGUUCCAGGAACCGCCGCUGCGUCCACCGGAUCAGCCGCUGCCGUGGGGAGCAGCACAGGAAAGUCCGGGGUCCCGCAGGCCUCCGGCAGCAGCUCGUCGGGAUGCUCGAACCUUAAGCUUGCCAGAGACAGCGGGAAGGUGACGACAGUCGUGGCCACACCAGGUCAGGGACCGGACCGCCCACAGGAAGUCUCCUACACUGACAUCAAGGUGAUUGGCAAUGGGUCGUUUGGUGUGGUGUAUCAAGCUCGCCUCAUCGACAGCCAGGAGAUGGUGGCCAUUAAGAAGGUUCUGCAGGAUAAGAGGUUCAAGAAUCGGGAACUACAGAUCAUGAGGAAGCUGGACCACUGCAACAUCGUCAGGCUACGUUACUUCUUCUACUCCAGUGGAGAGAAGAAAGAUGAAGUGUAUCUCAACCUGGUGCUGGACUUUGUCCCUGAGACGGUCUACAGGGUUGCCAGGCAUUUUAACAAGGCCAAGAGCAUCAUUCCUAUCAUAUAUGUGAAGGUGUACAUGUACCAGUUGUUUCGUAGUCUGGCAUACAUCCAUUCCCAAGGCGUUUGUCACAGAGACAUCAAGCCCCAAAACCUGCUUGUCGACCCAGAAACUGCCAUCCUCAAGCUGUGUGACUUUGGCAGCGCCAAGCAGCUGGUCCGCGGGGAGCCCAACGUGUCGUAUAUCUGCUCUCGCUACUAUCGCGCCCCUGAGCUCAUUUUCGGUGCCACGGACUACACGGCAAACAUUGACAUCUGGUCAGCAGGCUGCGUACUGGCUGAGCUGCUGCUCGGACAACCCAUAUUCCCCGGUGACAGCGGGGUGGACCAGCUUGUCGAGAUUAUCAAGGUGCUAGGAACCCCGACAAGGGAACAAAUCCGAGAGAUGAACCCAAACUACACAGAAUUCAAGUUUCCUCAGAUCAAAGCUCAUCCAUGGACCAAGGUGUUUAAACCUCGCACCCCUCCAGAGGCCAUUACCCUUUGCUCCCGGCUGCUGGAGUACACGCCGGCCUCGCGGUUCUCCCCACUAGAGGCCUGCUCGCACGGCUUCUUCGAAGAGCUGCGCCAGCCGAACACACGACUGCCCAGCGGCAGAGAACUGCCGAUGCUCUUCAACUUCAGCACCACAGAGCUGUCCAUCCAGCCCCAGCUGAACUCAACCCUCAUCCCUCCUCACGCCCGCUCUCACACAGCUGCUUCCGCCCACGAUGGUACCGGUUCCGAUUCAUCUCAACACAGUUCAGUACCCGGAUCUCUUAACAGCAUCUGAAGCAGCUUCUCACCUGCCUGCCUGCGAGCCUCACCCUUAUCUCAACACACACACACACACACACACACACACACACACUCACUCUAGUGCUUUCCUCCAUGCUGCUUGCUCUCCUCUUAGAUGAUCUGUUUUUGUACAGUAAUGCAUUGAACAAACAAACAUUAGCUCUUUAGCUGCCAGGGGUCGUAACUACGGCAGGUGAUUGUUAAACACACAUACACACACAAAGAGUAGUCAUCUCGCUGCUGCUCAGGUGGUCUGUGAAGGUUCAAUAGUGGGGGCUGGUCCUCUGUAAUAUAACUUUUUUUUUUUUUUUUUUUUUUUUUUUUCUUUUUUUUUUUACUUCUUUUUAAAUCAACUUUUUUUCUUCUUCUCUAUAUUUGUGUUUAAUUUAUUUGCCUAACAGAGCGCAUCAUGUGGUCGCAAAAAUUUGUUCGCCAGAGUUUUAUUUUAUUUUUUUCCACCUAAGAUUAUUUUUUUAUAUUCUUCUGUGUUUAUUUGCAUCUGAACUGUACACUGCCUGAGCGAGGUCAGAAGUAGCCCCUCGUAGGUCAUCAGGGUAAAAGUUUUAUUCAACUCAGGGCGGGAGAGCGGAUGCCGGGGAUGAUAGAGUCCUUAAUGCUCCAGCCACGUUAUUUGAACCAAUCCAGCCUGAUGUUACGGUUUAAAUUGAACCUCCACGUCUUGAUAAUUCACACGCUUAAGUGGCAGGUAGAGUAGGAAACCUCAUCAGUAGCAGUUAUCAGUGUUUGGUCGGAGGUGCUUCGCCCCUUACGUGAAUCAGGGUUCAGUGGCUCCGUUACUUUAUACAGGCCGGUCACCUGUCCUUCUGUUUGUUUCCUGAUCUACAGAGUGUUACCUGGUAAAAGCGUGAGAUACUCCCUCAUAGAAAACAUAGGUAAGAUCAAUCAUGGAUUUUAGACUCCUUUUCAGCUUUUAUCCGUGAUUUCUGUUUGACUCAUUCCCACAUCAGGCAGGGCAGAGGUGUUAAUUUGUUUGGCCACCCAGAGGAAUACCCCUCGACUCCUGCUCUUCUUCUAAACCUCAAAAAGUAGUUUCGACCUGUAGAUGUUGGUUGUGGAGAAAGUGUGGAGCGAAAAGCAGAUCUAGAAAACGAGCCUUUUGAAAUGGAGCAACCAAAUUCAAAUGGUAGUCGUGUAAAUAUUAGUACAUCACUGGACGCCGCUCAGUGCGCUGCUUGCUCUCUGUCCUACAGCUCGUUAGUUGUGUUCACGAUUAGAUAAAAAACCAGCUGUCAUCGCAGCAAUGGAAAUGUAAACACAUUUUGAAGCUCGUCUAAGAAACUAGAGAUUCUGUAUCACGACCAUCGAUGCUUCUUGAAGGAAUUGUUUCCAGAAUUGACUUGCUGAAGAAAAUAACCUAUUUACACCCCUUUAAACCAGAAGGACGGAAGAAAGGAAGCUGACAGCCUUCACUGGUUUCACUGGUGCUACCGUGCUAGAACUGAGUGAACGUAGAGGAAGUUGUUGUUUUCAGACGUGUCUUUGAAGUUCCACUCAAAUUAGCCUGAUUCUUUUUUUUUUUUUUUUUCAUUUUGAGCUUUUAAAACGGAACUAACGUUCAUUGUGGUCGUGGUGUGUUGAAUGAAAAGAAGUGAAAACGUUUGAAUCAGGGCAGUUGCCCGACUCAACAGUUGCUACUUUUAAAAAGUCUGAAAUAGUUUUAAGAUAAUUGAUUUGAUUGAUUGAUUUUAAAGCAGUGAGAAGUCUUGAAAUGUGCUUAAUAUUGUUACUUAAAGGGUAACUUUGGUAUUUUUUUAUUUUAUCAUGCUUUGGUGUGUUAAUGGGGACAACAUUUUUGAAGUUGGUCCAGUAUUAAGUGAGAGCGCUCUGACCGGGAGACGCUUAAAGGGCUGCAAAGUAAUCUCAAGGGCAAUGUAAGCAUUUUAGUUUUGAGGACGUGGAUCAGGCCUGACCCUCUCGCCAACCCGUUUAGACACAAACGCAAACCGACCGAAUCAAGCGCAAGUUAAAGAAAAAGUUUUUAUUUCUCUCGAGUUUGUUUUUUUCAUAAUGUUGUCAGAGACUUAUGAUAACAAUGCGAGCCUGUCAGUGCCAAAAACAAUCACUUUUAGUGGACGUACAUUGAGGAGUUGAGCCUAGCGAUGACGUUGCAGCACGUUUCAGGACUUCCACCUCCAGCGUUCUCCCUCAAUACUGGACCAUCGGUUAGACAGAAAAACAUGGGGAAUCCAGAAGUUACCCUUUAAUGGCUCCCCUAUACUGUCUGUUGACAUGUAGUCAUACAGAAAACAAAAGGCUGGUUUCAAAAUUAGUUUUAAUUUCACAAUGUUCUAAAGAUGUCGUACUAAAACCCUGUAAGAUCCGCUGAAAUACAUCGGCAGAUCAAACGCUAUCGAAUCAAAACGCGCCCCCCCCCCCAGCU
This is a messenger RNA of Anarrhichthys ocellatus (wolf-eel), 3896 nucleotides long. RefSeq names its product glycogen synthase kinase-3 beta-like. Gene Ontology annotation, molecular function: protein serine/threonine kinase activity; ATP binding. Gene Ontology annotation, biological process: insulin receptor signaling pathway; regulation of microtubule cytoskeleton organization; negative regulation of canonical Wnt signaling pathway. The record is from RefSeq and is a predicted model, not a curated record. NCBI's taxonomy places the organism in Eukaryota, Metazoa, Chordata, Actinopteri, Perciformes, Anarhichadidae. The transcript has 11 exons. Gene Ontology annotation, cellular component: nucleus; cytosol; cytoplasm. The coding region runs from base 174 to 1490 and encodes 438 amino acids.